UCUGACUCUGUUAAUGGAGUCCUUCAAAUUCUCCUUCCUCUCCAACACCACACCACUUCUUCCUCCCAAUCCCAACACCACACCAAUACCCACCCAAACCAGAAUCCGACUCCGAAUUCGCUCCUCAUCGGCGGUGACGCCGGACCCCUGGACUCCUCCCUCCGGCGACCCUCUCAAGCCGAAGCCGAAGUCGAAGAACCCUAAGAACCCUCUCUCCGACGACAACGCCCGCCGCAUAAUAAAGGCCAAGGCCAGGUACCUCGGCGCCCUCCGCCGCAACCAGGGCCCGCAGGCGCAGACCCCUAGGUGGAUCAAGCGGACCCCCGAGCAGAUGGUGCAGUACCUCCACGACGACCGCAACGGCCACCUCUACGGCCGCCACGUGGUCGCCGCCGUCAGGCGCGUGAGGGCGCUCUCGCAGAGGGCCGAGGGGGAGUACGACAUGAGAAUGGUGAUGGCGUCGUUUGUUGGGAAGCUCAGCUUUAGGGAGAUGUGUGUCGUUUUGAAGGAGCAGAAGGGAUGGAAGCAGGGCAGGGACUUCUUCUCCUGGAUGAAAUUGCAGUUAAGCUACCGACCCAGUGUUAUUGUGUACACGAUUCUUUUGCGCAUAUAUGGGCAAGUUGGGAAGAUCAAGCUGGCCGAAGAGACAUUCUUGGAGAUGCUUGAAGUUGGAUGCGAACCGGAUGAAGUUGCUUGCGGUACCAUGAUCUGUAGUUAUGCCAGAUGGGGCCGUCACAAAGCCAUGCUUUCGUUUUAUUCCGCUAUUCGGGAAAGGGGAAUAAUAGUGUCUGUUGCAGUUUUCAACUUCAUGUUGUCCUCAUUGCAAAAGAAGUCACUCCAUGGAAAUGUCAUUGAAGUCUGGAGCCAGAUGGUGGAACAAAGAGUGGUGCCUAACAAUUUUACUUACACAGUUGUUAUUGGCUCACUUGUUAGAGAAGGCUGUUAUGAGGAGGCUCUUAGGGUUUUUGAUGAGUUGAGGAGUGUUGGGAUGGUCCCUGAGGAGGUAACAUAUAGCCAGCUAAUCAGUUUAAGCACCAAAAAUGGUAAGUGGGACCAAGCGCUAAAACUAUACGAGGACAUGAAGGCUCAGAGAAUAAUCCCGAGCAACUACACCUGCGCUUCGCUUCUAACGUUGUAUUACAAGACUGAGGAUUAUUCUAAAGCACUUUCUCUCUUCUUGGAGAUGGAGAAAAAUAAAAUUGCUGCUGAUGAAGUUAUCUAUGGAUUGCUUAUUAGGAUAUAUGGAAAACUCCGUCUGUACGAGGACGCACGUAGAGCAUUUGAAGAGACUGAGCAGCUGGGUCUUCUUACGGAUGAGAAAACGUAUUUAGCAAUGGCACAAGUCAAUCUCAGUUCAGGGGAUUUCGAAAAGGCCUUGGAGGUUAUUGAACUAAUGAAGUCCAGAAAUACUUGGUUCUCAAGAUUUGCUUAUAUUGUUUUGUUGCAGUGUUAUGUUAUGAAAAAAGAUGUCAGUUCCGCUGAAGUAACAUUUCAGGCGCUAUCCAAGAUUGGACUCCCUGAUGCUGGUUCCUGCAAUGAUAUGCUCAAUUUGUAUCUAGGACUAGAUUUAAUAAAAAAGGCCAACGAUUUUAUUGCCCAGAUAAGGAAAGAUCGUGUAGUCUUUGAUGAGGAGCUUUGCAAGAUGGUUAUAAAAGUAUACUGCAAAGAGGGAAUGCUAAAAGACGCGGAACAGCUGAUUGGAGAGAUGGGUACAAAUGAAUUGUUUAAAAGUAAUAGGUUUGUCCAAACAAUAUUCCGGUCAUUACGCGCACACAGGGGAGACGAGCAACUUGAAGCCAAAUUAACAAACUUUGACCAACCUGACAUAGCGGCUCUCCAACUUGUGAUUCAUAUGUAUAUGGCCGAUGGGAAUAUCGAUGAAACAGAAAAGGUUCUAGCGGAGGUGCUCAAGAUUUCUGAUGGUCUCUCAAUUGCUAGUCGGCUUGUUACUAGCUUUGUUAAAGAAGGUGAUGCAUUUAAAGCUAAAACUCUUGUCAUUCAAUUGAGCAAGCUAGGUUGCAGACUGGAUGACACCGUAGUUGCUUCUUUGAUUAGUUUGUGUGGGAAGCAACAGAAUCUGAAACAAGCAGAAGAAGUCUUUCUCGCAUUUUCUGAUUUGCCUGUUACUAAUAAGUUAUUGUGUAAAUCUAUGCUUGAUGCAUAUGUCAAAUGUGGUAAAGCAGAGGAGGCCUACUCACUCUACAAACAAGUUGCUGAGAGAGGUUACUGUCUGGAUGCUGUUGCUAUGAGCAUAGUUGUGAAUUCUUUGUCUAAUAGUGGCAAACAUAAAGAAGCGGAGAUAGUCAUCCGCAAAAGUCUUGAAGACCAAUUGGAGCUUGACACUGUAGCAUACAAUACCUUCAUCAAAGCCAUGUUGGAUGCAGGCAGAUUGCAUUUUGCUUCCCGUAUAUAUGAGCAUAUGCUUUCAAAGGGUGUCACUCCAUCAAUUCAGACAUAUAACACCAUGAUCAGUGUAUAUGGGCGAGGCCGAAAGCUCGAUAGAGCUACAGAGAUGUUUAAUACCGCUCGCGACUUGGGUCUGUCUCUGGAUGAGAAGGCAUAUAUGAAUCUGAUCAGCCAUUAUGGGAAAGCUGGUAAAAGGCACGAAGCAUCCUUGCUCUUCACCGAAAUGCUCGAGAAAGGAAUAAAACCUGGGAUGGUCAGCUACAAUAUUAUGAUCAAUGCAGUUGCUAGUGGAGGACUUUAUAAAGAAGCAGAGGAACUUUUCAAAGCUAUGCGGAAAGAUGGUUGCUCGCCCGACUCUUUCACUUACCUUUGCUUAGUUCGAGCUUAUGCAGAGUCUCGGAAGUUCUCUGAAGCUGAGGAAACAGUUAAUUCCAUGCAGAAAAGUGGUGUAACUGCUUCCUGCGUGCAUUUUAACCUCUUACUCUCUGCUUUUGCAAAAGCAGGUGUAAUGGCGGAAGCAGAAAGGGUUUACAGCAGACUGCUUGGAGCUGGUUUAAAGCCUGACUUGGCGUGUUAUCGGAACAUGCUGAGAGGUUAUAUGGACUAUGGAUAUGUGGAAGAAGGAAUCAAAUUUUUCGAACGUAUAAGCGAGUCUGCAGAGGCAGACAGAUUCAUUAUGAGUUGUGUUGUGCAUCUUUACAACGCUGCGGGAGAGGAACAAAAAGCUGCCAGAAUUCUGGACUCGAUGGGCAUUUUGGGAAUCGCGUUUUUGGAUAAUCUUGAGGUUGGUUCGAAGCUAAAAGUUCCUUGAUUAUUUCAUAGGGAGGGGAUAUUAUAUAGCCGAAAAAGGGGGAAGAGCAUAUAGGGAAUGCAAGCUAGUUGUGUCCCUUCUUUGAUUUGCCCAACUAUUGCUAUAAAACCAUAGUUGUAGAGAAGCAAUUGGAGCAUUGUAGUGCUAGGCUAUUUGAGUUGGUGGCAAGAAGCUCCUGCAGUUGUAUGGAACUUUUUUUCGACUGCAUAUCUGACUGAAAGGAAUAACAAGGAGAAGAGCAUGCUAUUCAUCACCAUUGGUAAUGCAUCAUCACGUGUCUGAGUAAAAAUUGAACGGUCAUAAAAGCACAACAUUACUUGAGAUGGGUGGCAAGAGAAAAUCUAUUUGACACGUUUGGCUUGGAUAUCAUGCUGGAAUGGUGGUGUUGCCAUCAACAAUGGCUAGUGGAGGUAGAUUUUCUCGCUUUCACUCUCCUGAAGUACCAAAAUUGUAACUUAUUAAGCUUGGCAUGGAUGGAAGUUUUGUGCCACUUUGGUUGUGGAGGGCAAAGUGAAAUAACGCCCAAUUUUCGAGGGCCAAAUUUGAAAUUAACUCCAUUUUGAGUUGUGUCUAACUUUAUCCCAAUUGUGAACUAAUAAAUUGAAGUACAUUCUUCUUGUG
Morus notabilis is the source of this 3838-nucleotide messenger RNA. Its product is annotated as pentatricopeptide repeat-containing protein At5g27270. The coding region runs from base 14 to 3217 and encodes 1067 amino acids. Gene Ontology annotation, molecular function: protein binding. The record is from RefSeq and is a predicted model, not a curated record. Lineage: Eukaryota; Viridiplantae; Streptophyta; Magnoliopsida; Rosales; Moraceae. The transcript has 8 exons.